AUGGCGGUAACGUUUUCCAGUAGGAGAGUACGAAUUUGUUUGGCAACUUUAACAACAAUGACAUCUUUUUAUGUGAUUAUAGUCUUAUAUAUGGUUAGCUACAAUUUUCUGCAAAAUGAAAAUAUUAUGGCUACAUAUUUUGUAGGCAGAGGAGGGUAUCAAAGCCAUCGUCGUGCCACUCAGUAUCGAAUACAACAUAACAGUAACUGCACUCAAAAGAAGAAUUUUGUUUUUAUUAAAGGUAUGAAAUGUGCAACUUCGACGCUUUUAGGAGUAUUUUACCGAUUUGGUUAUACCCGGAACCUCUCCUUUGUGUCACCGUUAAAACAGAACUUGUGGCUCAAUUGGCCGUAUCCUAUGACACUCCGGGACUUCAGACCAUCGAGUAGAGGCUAUAACAUUCUAACAGACCAUUCAAUCUACACUGAAAAUGUCAUGAGAUCAAUCAUGCCUGAAGACACUGUGUACAUCAGUAUUAUAAGGGAACCAUUUUCCCAACUGAAAUCCCUCUUUCAGUACUUCCAGAUUGCUGCUAAGGCAGGAGUUCCUAAAGAUGUUGACAAUCCGGUAGUGGAAUAUUUCACGCAUUUGAAGAAAUAUGAAUCUGCCUACAAAGCACCUGGCAACAAAGAGAGGGGAUGUAUCCCCGAAGGCUUCUCACUGACAAAGAACCUCAUGUCUCACUGCCAUGGUAUGCCUCUCGGCUUUCCUCCAGGUGCCAAAGACAUUUCAAACGAUACAGAAGCUAUCCAGAGUUACAUAAAACAUCUAGAUUCAAAGUUCAGCUUAAUUAUGAUCAGAGAAUAUUUCUACGAGUCGUUGAUCCUCCUACGGCGACUAAUGUGUUGGACUUUGAAAGAUAUUUUAUUUAUAAAUUAUAACAUAGCAAAGUACGCCUUUAAAACCGCCCCAGUACCUGAAAAUAUACUAGACCUACACAAACAAUGGAGUAAUGCAGACUACAUGCUGUACAAUUACUUCAACACUACCUUCUGGAAACAUGUAUCUAAUCAAGGACCCGAAUUUGUUUCUGAAUUAGAGACAUUUAAAAACAUGGAACGUCUUGUUCAAGACUAUUGCACAAAGAUCUACACAUACGGGAAAGGUCACAGUUACCCUGUUAAUAUGUCAAAGAUCGUUUUGGAUGAAACCAAAUGGAAUGUGCAAUUCUCCAUCAGUUCAGAGGAUUGCUGGGUGCUUGGUCCUAACCCAUAUGACCUUCUCCAUGUGGUGCAGAGAGACAAUGAUGUCAAAGAGGCACAUCUACUGGCCGAGCAGAAUAAAAUUCCCGAUAACAGAACUAUGAAAGGAGGAUGUUAG
Molecule: messenger RNA, 1320 nt
Organism: Candidula unifasciata
Lineage: Eukaryota; Metazoa; Mollusca; Gastropoda; Stylommatophora; Geomitridae
Source: the annotation of a GenBank genome assembly